CCAUGGUUCAAGGCCCACAGAAGGAAGAAGAAAAAGAAAGUCCAGAGGAGGAAACCAGACGUAACUUGGCGUUUCUGCUGGAGAAGGUGGAGGGCUGUUCUAGUGUUGCAGACGUGCCAGGUCGGCAGCUUGUCCAUGAUGGUGACCUCAUUGAGUUGGACAUGGAGAGUCAUGUCCACAUCCAAAGGGUUCAUGCAUUCCUCCUCAGUGAUAGUUUGAUGAUUGCUACCUGGAUACCACACAGACGAGGCCCCAUGCGUUACCGUUUCCAAGGUCUGUACGAACUGGACAGUUUGGCAGUUGUCAAUGUCAGGGACACAGGGCCAGUGAAAAAUGGCUUCACAAUUCUCAUGUUUCCAGAGUCCCACUUGUAUCAGACGGAUACAGCAAAAGCUAAGCGCCAGUGGCUGGACGCUCUUGAAGACACGAAAAAGAAGAAAGCUGUAAGGGACAAGCAGAAAAAAGAAGCAGCAACACGUGCAGCAGAGCAGCAGCUACAGUUGGCACUGGCCUCUCCAGGAGAGGCUGAUUUAUCUAAGAGUUUCACUGACCAAAUGGAAGAACCUGUGGCAAUGGACAGAGAUUUCUUAGCAGCUGAUUGGCUGCAAGAGUUGCCAGAAGACUUAGAUAUGUUUAUAGCACAGCGUAACUUUGAAGGAGCUGUGGAUUUAGUGGAAAAAGUCAACGAGUUUCUCAUAGAUUGCCCUAAAGGUCCAGCAUUGAAGGAGUUCAGAGCCAGAAUUGACCAUCGAGUGAAACAGUUGACUGAUGGGCUCAUGAAUGAGUUACAAGUGUCACCCGAGAGAUCACUUCGGGGAGGGCCUCGAGCUGCCAGGAGGGCUGUCACACAGCUCAUUCGACUCGGAAAAUCUGCUCAGGCUUGUGAACUCUUCUUGCAAAAUCGGAGUGCAAUAAUCAAAUACAACAUUCGACAGCUGAAGUUUGAAGGGGCAACAACUCUCUAUAUUCGGUGUCUGUGUGGAGUGUUUUUCUCCUCACUGUCAGACACCUCAAAGGAGUUCAUUAAGGCAUUUCCUGGUCACCAUGGAUGUUUUUCAGCAUUUGUCAUUUGGGCCAAGCAGGAGCUGCAAGCUUUUGUCAGCAUAUUUCGCCGCCAGGUGUUUGAGAGCAAGGCUAGCCUGACCACAAUCGCAGACUGUGUGGUGCUGGCGAGGACUCAUUGUCAGGAGCUGAAGUCCAUUGGACUUGAUGUUGAGUUUUGCCUCUCUAACCUGCUGGACAUUUCUAUACAACAAGUGAUAGAGGAGACUAGAGAUCAGAUCAUUGAUGGCAUCAAUUACCGGGCACAUGAUGAUCUGUGGCGACCAAUGAACCAUCUGACACCAACUGACUGUGAAAAGUAUGUGAAGGAAAUUGCUGCAUCAGGGUUUGACAUUAAAGCCUAUGUAUAUGAUAACUGCAUUAUCUCCAUCACCAUGAACUCCAUGCAGUUUGCCAAGGUGUCUGUGACAUUUGUCGAUGACCUUCUGAAGUUGUUUACUACAGAGCUGGAGGAUAUUAUUGCUGAUGCCAUUACAGCAGUGUACGGUGCCCAGAUCUCACACAUAGAAGAGUCCCUCAAAUCUGGAAAGUUCCAGAAAGAGGAAUCCCUCAUCAUCAAGAAUGCUCAGUUCCUCCUGGAGGUGGUGAUGGGGAAGAUUGAAGCUCUCUACACUUCACGGAACAUCCCAUUUCCUAACCAACUACAGCAGGUCAAUGGCCACUUCCGGAAGCUGAAGGCAAUGAUAUACAAAUGA
Candidula unifasciata is the source of this 1757-nucleotide messenger RNA. The record is from the annotation of a GenBank genome assembly. Lineage: Eukaryota; Metazoa; Mollusca; Gastropoda; Stylommatophora; Geomitridae.